AUGGAAACCAGAAGUAAGCCUCAGCUCCUCGUGUUCCUGAUGCUUUUUAGCAUGCUCUUCUCACAGACAUUGGCUUGGCCUCUUUUCGAAGCACCUUCUGCUCUGAGGUUAGGUGACAGAAUAUCAUUUGAAGAAGCAAAUGAACCUGAUCAAGAUUCAUUAAAAGCAGACACUGACAUCUUGCAAAAUGCAUUAGCUGAAAAUGACACACCCUAUUAUGAUGUAUCCAGGAAUGCCAGACAUGCUGAUGGAGUUUUCACCAGUGACUUUAGCAGACUCCUGGGUCAAAUUUCUGCCAAAAAAUACCUUGAGUCUCUUAUUGGAAAACGAGUUAGCAAUAACAUCUCAGAAGACCAAGGACCAAUCAAACGCCACUCGGAUGCAGUCUUCACUGACAACUACACCCGCCUUCGCAAACAAAUGGCCGUAAAGAAAUACUUGAACUCAAUUCUGAAUGGGAAGAGAAGCAGUGAGGGAGAGUCUCCUGACUUCCUUGAAGAGUUAGAAAAAUGA
This is a messenger RNA of Diceros bicornis minor, 513 nucleotides long. It is a transcript of the gene VIP, whose product is annotated as vasoactive intestinal peptide. Gene Ontology annotation, biological process: positive regulation of protein catabolic process; positive regulation of endothelial cell proliferation; regulation of protein localization. Gene Ontology annotation, cellular component: perikaryon; neuron projection; extracellular region. The record is from RefSeq and is a predicted model, not a curated record. The transcript is spliced from 5 exons. Bases 1 to 513 code for a protein of 170 amino acids. Gene Ontology annotation, molecular function: peptide hormone receptor binding; neuropeptide hormone activity. NCBI's taxonomy places the organism in Eukaryota, Metazoa, Chordata, Mammalia, Perissodactyla, Rhinocerotidae.